Protopterus annectens (West African lungfish) is the source of this 2168-nucleotide messenger RNA. It is a transcript of the gene FIP1L1, whose product is annotated as factor interacting with PAPOLA and CPSF1. Gene Ontology annotation, molecular function: RNA binding. The record is from RefSeq and is a predicted model, not a curated record. NCBI's taxonomy places the organism in Eukaryota, Metazoa, Chordata, Ceratodontiformes, Protopteridae. Gene Ontology annotation, cellular component: mRNA cleavage and polyadenylation specificity factor complex.
CGACAGAACAGUGGAGGUACGUGACGCAGUAGCAGCGUUGGGUCCUUUCCUUUCUCAUGGUUACUAGGUAGUAUGUUAUUAGGACCCGUGCAAAGAUGUCUACUGAGGGGUCUCCGGAACCGGCACCGUCAGUACCCACGCCUCCACCACCAGCAUCUCCAACUGCAUCUCCUUCACCACCAGUGUUGCCGGUUCCAGCAUUACCAGUGACGACGGCAGCAACCCCAGCGGUUGCAGAAGUGGUUAAGACAAACACUGGAUCCGGCGGGGAGGAUGAAGAGGAAUGGCUUUAUGGGGAUGAGCACGAAACACCUAAACAAGAGGAAGAUGUGCCUGUCAGCAGAAAGCAACUGAAGAUGAAGAUGAUAGUGAAAGUGACAGUGACGAUGAUGAUGAUGACGAUGAUGUUCAUGUCACAAUUGGUGAUAUUAAAACUGGAGCGCCACAAUAUGGAGGUUAUGGGGUACCACCGGUAAACCUGAACAUCAGGCCAACUGGAAGAGUUUAUGGGGCAACAGGCAAAGUCAAAGGAGUAGAUAUCGAGUCAACAGGAAAUUACAAUGGACUUCCACUACUAGAUGUAGACUUGGAUUCAUUUGAAGAUAAACCUUGGAGAAAGCCAGGAGCUGACCUUUCUGACUAUUUCAAUUAUGGGUUCAAUGAGGAUACUUGGAAGGCAUACUGUGAAAAACAGAAGAAACUGCGAGCAGGAUUGGAUCCAACAGCAGCAACUUUAACUACUAAUAAAAUCAUGGUACAACAGGGCAGAGGUACAGAAAAGGAGGCAGUGACACCACCAUUAAAAUCAGAGUUCACCUCACCGACAAAUGUCUAUAAACCAGGACUUCAAGCAGCAAGGGAUGUUGAUUCCUUAUUAACGCCUGCUACUGGAAAGUCAUCUGUGUCAGUAGAUGUACUUGUGCAGAAUAGUAUAAUAAGUCGUGUGGAAGGAAGGCGUCGUGCAAGCACAGAAGGCAACAAUAUACAGGUUAUGCCAGACCAUCCGCCAACUGAAAUUGAGACCACUUUCACGAAACCACCUCCCUUUUUUCCUCCAGGUGCUCCACCUACUCACAUCCCACCACCACCAUUUCUUCCCCCUCCACCGGCAGUCAGUGCUGCCCCACCCAUGAUUCCUCCUCCAGGUAUACCCAUCACUGUACCACCUCCUGGUUUUCCACCACCACCAGGACCUCCACCACCUUCACUUAUGCCACCAGUAGAAAGUGGCCAUCCUCCUACCUACGAGAAUCGCACAGUCCCUCCAUAUCAUUAUGGUGGUGUGCCUUAUCCACACAUAAGUAGUGGUUCUUCAUGGGGUGGCAUGAUGGAGAGUAACAAACCAUGGGAAUAUUAUCCAAGGAGAGAAAAGGACAGAGACCGGGAUAGAGAUCGAGACCGUGACCGCGAGCGAACCAGAGACAGAGAAAGAGACAGAGAGAGAGACCGAGACAGAGAAAGAGAACGAGAGAGAGAGAGAGAGAGAGAUCGUGACAGAGACAGAGAACGUGAUCACAGUCCGACUCCAAGUGUGUACAACAGUGAAGAUGAAAGAUAUAGAUAUAGAGAAUAUGCAGAAAGAGGUUAUGAACGACACAGGACAAGCAGAGAAAGAGUAAGCAGAGAAAAAGAGGAGAGGCACAGAGAAAGAAGACAUCGAGAUAAGGAAGAGGCUCCAAGGCACAAAUCUUCUCGAAGAGCUGGUACUUGUGACUUACAGAAGAAUACACCUGCCCAGACAAAUAGUACAAAAGUAAAGGCAUCCAGCAGUAGCAGGCGGCGACAUGAAAGUGAAGAGGUAGAAGGUCACAGAAAACAUAAACACAAAAAAUCCAAAAGAAGCAAGGAAGGUAAAGAAGCUAGCGGAGGUGUUGCUCCUGAACAAGAGGAAAGUACAAGCAUGGACUAGACAUCUUUAGAACAUUGUGCACAGUAUGUUUACUACUAUCAACUGUAGUGAGAAGCAGAUCAGUUGGUGUUCUGCAGACUGGAGUGCCAGAAAUGAAAUCUUUAACCUCAAUGUUUUUUUUUUUUUUUUUUAACUUUGUCCCUAAAUGUGUCCUUGUGUGUGUGUGUGUGUGUGUGUGUGUGUUAGGACUGUGUAAAAGGCAAAUCACCCUAAUUUGUUUAUUGAAAAAAAUAAAAGAAAAUUUAAAUUUUUCAUUAAA